UACUAACAGUAACAGACCAUCCAACGGACCUACCCUGUCUCCAGUACGGAGCUGAAAUGGCAUAUGAGAGGAGGCUCCCCACACUGUUACUCACUUUUAUCCUCUGCUUCUCACCAUGGCCCACCUCUGGAAAUAAGUUCUUCAGCCACCGUGGUCAACAAUGCCUUGAUCCAUGUGAGCUUCAGGGCUAUCCGCAACUUUACCAGUGCAAAGUACGCAUGAAAGAUGGCAACGAAGAACAUCAAUACUGCUCGCCGAGGAGGAAUGUGGACUACAGGGGUUACGAAUGCCUUAAUUGCUGUGAGGAACAUGGCUAUAACUACCACUGGUGUACAACAAACUCGGGUUGGGGAUACUGUGGAGAAGUGGUUGGGGACAUGACGCAUUACACCUCCACGUAUGAUCUGCAGUGUCAAGAUGGCUGUGAACGGCGAAGUAGCGACUACUACUGGUGCUAUACCGCAAAGGGGUAUGAUUACUGUUCACCGAGUCAGAAUGUCGAUUACAAAGGCAACGUCUGUCAAAAAGAUUAUCCCUGUGACAAAUACGGGAAAGAUUACUACUGGUGUUACUUGGAGAAAGGAAGCUGGGACAAAUGUGCAAGAGUGGAGAUAAAGGCAAUGAUUUAUCAAACCAUAAAUAAGGAAGACUGCAUUGAUGACUGUAAGUAUCAUGAGUCUAAGGGUUACUUCUGGUGCAAUAAGAGAGAGAGCUGGGACUACUGCUCACCUUUAUCAGACAUCACCUACAAAAAUGUGCCUUGUCGCCAAAAUCACGAGUGCGGCGCCCAUGGCCAGCAAUAUACCUGGUGCUACACAACAGAGAACAAUAACUGGGAUUACUGUGGAGUUAUUCUUCCUGGAGAGUGCAGUUAUUCGCAGUCCCAGCGCACCAAACGGUCUCCUAAUGAAGCGGAAGUGAUCUGUACGAAGGAGGACAACAACAACAGAAGAGUGACCACUUUCCUAGCAGAAGCAGCUCCCGGAGACAUUGCCGAAUGCAACAAUAGGUUACGCGCCGAAGCGGUAAAUUUAAUUAACAGGUGGGACAACCAGAGGUUGAGCGACCAGGCCAGAUCCAACCUGCUUGUGUCGGAUAAUCUUCGCAUUGACCUGCAGAGAUUGUUCGUGAGGAAUAAUCAGCAGUAUUACAACCUGCAAAUCCAGCGGAACAUACCACGAGGCAGGCACCAAAGCACCACUAUAUCACAGAUCCUAGUUCCUGUAGGCACUUCGUCUGAGUACAUGCGUUUUGCCUUCAGGGAGAGUUUAACGCGCCGGGCGAGGAUUACGUUAGAAGUAACCGAACAACCAAUCACCCAAAGGUGUCAGAGACGACGUCCAUAAUAACAUCAGUCAAACAUAUGUAGCUAAUGAUUAUGUAGUUAAUUAGGUGGUGGUGAUGAUGUGAAGAACAUGAAGGAGACUCCGCUGACACCGUCUUGAUUGCAUAUUAAGGUUUAUUACAAAGAAGUACAGCGUCAAAUCAAGCACCUGCAAGUCUGCUCGUGAGAGGAUGUGAAGCCAAUGAACCGCUCUGAAAACCGGCCUUGACCACCGACUCUUAAAAAGGGCCGUUGUCUUCCUAAGAAAUGUCACUGACGUAUGGUUUCAAUCACAAAGCGUUAACUCCCUGCUCAGACUGGGAGGCCUCCUCCGAGGUCCCCCCGACCUUGGGCCUCUAUGAUAACACAUAAAUUGAUCUCACAUGUCAACUUUCGGCAGAACGAGUAAGUCGGCAUGAAGCUCUCCAUGAGUAAACUUUUCGUCUUUUUCAGUUGAUCAAUUAGUCACUCAAUACCAGAUGUUUCAUCAGAUAAUGAGCUUGCAUGAUUCUGUUUUCAUUCUUUUGCCAAACGCAAAAAUAAAUAAAUGAAUAAACUUGUGUACCAUUCGUCUAUGAAGAGAACUGUAACCGUUUCUAUUUCAUUUUGUUGUAAUAGUAAAUUAAAUUCACUGUGUAAAUGGAUUUUCAUCAUGAACAGCUUUAGAUACGAAUGGAAUUCUAUGGCUAUUUUAUUUCACACAAUAAUGACCAAUUCUUUAGUGAAAGAGUUCUUUAUACACUAAGCACAUUAUACCAUAUAUGAUGCUGUUCAACAGAUUAAAAUUUUGUAAUUGUACUUUGAAUCAAUGUAUGUCCGAGGAUACAAACAGAAAAACGUAAUUAUGCUAAAUAUGUAAUAAACAUAACAAGUUGUGAA
Xiphias gladius (swordfish) is the source of this 2203-nucleotide messenger RNA. RefSeq lists its product as uncharacterized. The transcript has 2 exons. The record is from RefSeq and is a predicted model, not a curated record. Bases 57 to 1346 code for a protein of 429 amino acids. NCBI's taxonomy places the organism in Eukaryota, Metazoa, Chordata, Actinopteri, Istiophoriformes, Xiphiidae.